AUGGCUUCCGUCCCUGGAGCUCAAUCUCUCCCCCUGCUCCUCUUCUUCCUCCUCCUGGUUGCUUCUUUCUCCCGCUUUCCAUGCUCAGCUGAUGCGGUGACCGGGCCGACGGCGUCGAUGAAUCCGGUGUCGGCGGUGCCGGGGCUGCGGCCCGUGCUGAUCGACGAGGCCAAACGGCGCCGACUCGGUAACUUCCAGAUAUGUGCCCUCUGCACCUGCUGUGGAGGCCCCAGGGGUCUCUGCCUCCCGUCUCCCUGCUGCUACACCAUCAACUGCAACAUCCCCAACAGGCCCUUCGGCUUCUGCUCCUUCACCCCUAGGACAUGCAACUGCUUUGGGUGCCACCUCUGA
Musa acuminata AAA Group (dessert banana) is the source of this 351-nucleotide messenger RNA. RefSeq lists its product as uncharacterized. The record is from RefSeq and is a predicted model, not a curated record. The transcript is spliced from 2 exons. Bases 1 to 351 code for a protein of 116 amino acids. NCBI's taxonomy places the organism in Eukaryota, Viridiplantae, Streptophyta, Magnoliopsida, Zingiberales, Musaceae.